Punica granatum (pomegranate) is the source of this 1982-nucleotide messenger RNA. The record is from RefSeq and is a predicted model, not a curated record. Lineage: Eukaryota; Viridiplantae; Streptophyta; Magnoliopsida; Myrtales; Lythraceae.
CGGGCCUGUCAAGAAAGGCGGUUUUUACCUUCCAAGCCCAAGGGGUAGUUAUUCCUCUUUCUAUAUAUAUUAUACACACGCGAAAGUAGUUAAUUUCUCUAUAAAUGGAAAACAGCUGUCAGGACAAAGACAAAGGCAUUACUAUGGCAAUAACUGAAAACCCCGCCACUUUAUCCUUCAGCACAAACCUCUCCCUCAUUAUCCAAAACAGCUUCAGCACAAGACAGUAGCAGAGAGAGCUAAAGGAAGAAAAUGUCUACUCUCUUCUCCUUCUCACCACGUUCCCCACACAACGCAUUCUUGCCGCUGACAAGGCAACGACUACGCCAGCGCAGGGGAGGCCUAUUGGUUCGAUUCUCAUUAGCGUCUUUGGACUUCCUCGACUCCGAUCCCCCGCUCCCGCCGGCUGUACAGACCUUCUGGAAAUGGAUGACUGAGGAGGGGGUGAUCUCCUCUUCCACCUGCCCGCUCAAGCCCGCCUACGUGCCGGAAGGCCUUGGCCUCAUUGCCAGGAGAGACAUAGCUGAGGACGAGAUCAUCCUGCGGGUCCCGCGACGGCUCUGGGUCAACCCGGACACUGUGGCUGCUUCUGAGAUCGGGUACCUGUGCACGGAUCUAAAGCCCUGGGCCCAGGUCUCCUUGUUCUUGACCCGGGAGAGGUUGAGGCCCAACUCAUCCUGGCGGUUUUACAUUGAUAUACUGCCUGAGAAGACGAAUUCGACCAUUUACUGGUCAGAAGAGGAGCUUGCUGAGCUUAAAGGGACACUUCUGUUGAGAAUGACAAAGGAAAUGAAGGAGUACGUGAAGAGCGAGUUCCUGAAAAUCGAGCAAGAAAUCAUACGUCCCAACAAGGAGCUUUUCCCGUCUUCCAUAACACUGGACGACUUCUACUGGGCAUUCGGGAUGAUUAGGUCGAGAGCAUUCUCCCGCCUCACUGGUCAGCUAGCUAUGCUCCCGCUCGUGGAUUUCAUAAAUCACAGCUCUAAAAUAACGCGAGAAGAUAAUGCAGAGGAGAUGAAUGGACCUGCAGGUCUCUUCUCUUGGGACCUGCUCUUCUGUCUGAAGUCGACGAUUCCAGUCAAGGAGGGCGAGCAGGUUUUCAUACAGUAUGGGUUGAAAAAGAACAAUGCAGAUCUAGCUCUCUACUAUGGGUUCGUGGAGCGAAAUUCUGCUCGGGACGCUUACACCUUUACAUUCAGUAUUCCUGAAUCCGACCCUUACUAUGGGGACAAGGUGGAGAUUGCCAAGGAAAACGAUCUCGAUGAGACUGCUUACUUUGACGUGUUUAUGGACCGCCCAAUAACACAGGCAAUGCUUCAGUAUCUCCGUGUGGCAGCAAUUCAGCAAACAGAUGCUUUUCUCCUGGAACCGGUCUUCAAAAGCUCUAUCUGGGCCACAGUCGAACUCCCGGUAAGUCGUCCGAAUGAGGAGAUUGUAUGUAGAAUGGUCUUGGAUGCUUGUGAAUCUGCUCUUUCGGGUUACCACACCACUGUCGAAGAGGAUCAGAAGUUGCUGGAGGUAGGGAAUCUCGGAGAGAGGCUCGACAUCGCAGUCAGGGUCAGACUCGGGGGAAAGCUGGUAUUGCAGCAAAUACAGUUAGAGUUCAAGGAGAGGCAACUUAAAUUGGACGCCUUCGAGUACUACCAGGAAAGGAGGUUCAAGGAGCUCGGCCUGGUUGGGGAUAUAGGCGAAAUCUACUGUCAGCCUAAGGACUCGGUUCCUUCAGUGUAAAAGAAAUCCGAUUUUGCUUCUCAUCUUGGUCAGGAGAAGCAGCUUCCCACUGUUGCUGCACAAAGCAGAACCACUAAAAGCAAGGAGAAACAAAACGGAUAAAUCUGUUGGGCAGCACUUGAAAAAUUGCAAGAUCUAUAUGAUUGAUUUUGGAAUUCCGUUAACGUCAAUCUCAGGACCAAACAAGAGAAGAAUAAGAAAUUUCCCUUUUAUAACUUAUGAACAAGAAAAAAUUUGAAGAUAUUCAUCUU